AUGCUAGAAGAUGACCUCAAGUUAAGCAGUGAUGAAGAGGAGAAUGACCAGCCUUUCUUCCAGCAGGCAGCACAGAGAUCUGCUCUCCGCGUUCUAUCUGACAGCCUGGUGGUGCCGCAGCCCGGUGCCCGAGCCCCGGGACUCUCCAGCAAGGGGUCGAGCAGCAGCAGCUCCAGUGAAUCCGAGACCAGCUCCGAGUCUGACUCAGAGAGCGAAAGCAGCUCCAGCGAGAGCGACGGCAGCAAGCCCUCGCAUUACUCCAGCCCAGAGCCUGAGCCGCCCUCGUCCAACAAGUGGCAGCUGGACAAGUGGCUGAACAAAGUCACCCCUCACAAAGCACCCAUCCUAAGCCACCACGAUGGCCCGGCGCUGGAAGCCCAUCCCUACUACGGCCGCGCGAAGGUAGAGCGGCAGGAAGGACAGAAGGCCCCGGCUGAGGGCCCGGCCGAGCACCGCAGUGAGGAGAACCGCACCGCCGCCGCCGCCGCCGCCGCCGCCGCCGCCGCGGGGGACGGGCCGCGGCCCAGGACCGCCAACAAAGCGCCGGGCAGCAAGGGCAGCCGGCAGAAGUCACCGCUCGCUGCCGACGGCGGGCCGAGGCGGGCAGCAGGGAAGAAGGCACCGCGAAGAGCCGAGAGGAGCUCCGCUGCAGACGGGCCGCCCUGCCCCAGCGCAGAGGAGCCCCCCCGGAGCCACGGCUGCCCUGACAGCGCCGCCGGCGAGGCGCCCAGGGCCCGGCCCGGCGGCGGCGGCUGCAGAGCGGGGCACCGCCGGGAGCCCCGCUCGGCCGCAGCUGGCGAGAAGCGCCGGGCCCGAGGGCCGAGCAAAACGGCGCCCAAAUCCAAGGAGUUCAUCGAGACCGAGUCUUCAUCCUCAUCGUCCUCCUCCGACUCAGGCUCUGAGUCGGAGCGGGAGGAGCGCCCGCUGCCCAAGGCGCCAGCGGCAGCCGGGCCCGAGCCGCGGGGUGCCAAGGACGCGGGGACCGGCACCGCCAGCAAACCCCACGGCGGCUGCAGUGCCUUUGGCUCUAUUAAUGCCAGGACUAGUAGUGAAAUAGCAAAGGAGCUGGAGGAACAGUUUUACACCCUGGUUCCUUUCGGUAGGAAUGAGCUCCUGUCUCCUCUGAAAGACAGUGAUGAGGUAAAGUCGCUGUGGGUCAACAUUGACUUGGCUCUUUUGUCCAGGAUUCCAGAGCGUUUGCCCGAAGAACCGCUGGCCAUGAGCGCCGGAGCAAACCAGGCGGCCAGCUUCCCGCAGGGUAGUAGUGCUGAACCCCCAGCAGAGAAGGGUUUACCGAAAUCUAGAAGGAAACGCAAGUGUGAGAAUGAGGAAGAGUGCAGAGACAUCAAGAAGACUCACUUAGAGCGAGAGAGUUCUUCACGAUUAGCUGCCUCUGCCCAAAGCAUCACAACAGCAAAUCACUGCAAUAUGAAUGAAAAUAGCUUGGCAAUACCAAUAAAUAAAAAUGAGAAAAUGCUUCGGUCACCCGUCUCUCCCCUCUCUGAUGCAUCAAAACACAAAUAUUCCAACGAUGAUUUAACUUCCUCCAGCAGACCUAAUGGCAGCAGUCUAUUACCUUCAAUCUCCUCCAGCAAAAAACAUAAGGGUGAAAUCCAGUCACAGCCACAUCCUGGAGACUUCAAUAAAGCAAUUCACAUCAAUUCAGAAAAUGUUCUUCUCUGCAAUAAGCCACAGUUCCAAACAGAGCCUUGGUCACCUCUGUCCACCACACCCAGGGACUGCAGAAGAACAAAGCUUGUCUUCGAUGAUAUACCGCGCAAUGCAGAUUACUUUAUGCAGGAAGCUAAACGGAAGAAGCAUAAAGCAGAUGCAAUGGUGGAGAAGUUUGGAAAGGCACUGAAUUAUGCAGAAGCAGCACUAUCAUUUAUUGAGUGUGGAAAUGCAAUGGAACAAGGCCCAAUGGAAUCUAAAUCCCCUUAUACCAUGUAUUCAGAAACAGUUGAACUCAUCAGGUAUGCAGUGAGACUAAAAACCCACUCAGGCCCCAACGCCACGCCAGAAGACAAACAGCUGGCAGCAUUAUGUUACCGCUGCCUGGCCCUUCUGUACUGGAGGAUGUUCCGACUCAAGAGAGAUCAUGCAGUCAAGUAUUCAAAAGCACUUAUUGAGUAUUUCAAGAAUUCCUCAAAAGCUGCCCAAAACCCAUCUCCUUGGGGUGCCAGUGGAAAGAGCACAGGAACUCCAUCACCUAUGUCCCCUAGCCCUUCUCCAGUCAGUUCUGUAGGAUCCCAGGGGAGCACAGGGGCUCCUUCCCCAUCUCCCAUCAUCAGCAUCCCGCAGCGCAUUCAUCAGAUGGCUGCCAACCACGUCAGCAUCACCAACAGCAUCCUGCACAGCUAUGACUACUGGGAGAUGGCUGACAACCUGGCCAAGGAAAACAGAGAUUUUUUUAACGACUUGGACGCAUUGAUGGGACCUAUCACCUUGCACAGCAGUAUGGAGCAUUUGGUUCAAUACACUCAACAAGGACUUCACUGGGUGCGGAAUAGCGCUCACUUGUCAUAAUGACUGUGUGCCAUUCACAUGGACAGUAUCCCUUUCAUGGAUAAUUCAGUUAUUCUGGACACUGUGCUACAGAAAUAGUCAGCUACAGCAUUGAUCCAAACAAAGGUGAAUAUUUCUUCAAUAUUGAGCAAAAUUCUUCUGAGUGCAGACAUGCAUUUGUGCAGAGGUACAAUAUACAGUGAUGUCUCUUCAGAAUGAAUUGUUCUGUAUCACUCUCCAAACAUUUUCGUACAUUAGAAAUACUAUAAAGAACUGAUCUUAAUGCACAAACAUACCCUUUCUAUUCUUGUACUGAAAAACUCAGAAACCAAAAUCUUAUGGGUUGAUUGAACCAAGUGCAAUAAGCACAGAUCCCUAUUCAGGAAAGCUCUUAACUUUAAGCUUAUACGGAAAUCCUGAUGACUUCAGCAGAGCUGAAGCACAUACACAAGGGCUUUCCUGAACUGGAAUGAAUGAGAGCAAAUCGUAGAUGUGGAGAAUUUUUACUGCAAGCGUGGACACGUCACAGAAGUUUCCAUAUUGAUGUGCCAUCUCCCUGUUUCUUCUCCACUGGAGCACAGAGAGGAGUUGUGUAGUCCACAUUAAGCUGGAGAAAGACAGCAUUCCUUCAUGUGAAAUAAGUUUCAACAAAUUGCAUGCAUUUCUUUAUCUCCUGUCUUUUUAAAUAACUUUAUGUCUCGUUCAGCUCCUCACCAACAGUGCAACCUACAGUAUCAAGCAAAAGGAAGGCCAGAAAACAGAUAUGCUGAUAGUAAUAACUUAAAAGAGGUGGUGGAAAAUUGCAUUCUGUUACUAACAGUAAAUAGAUAGGGAAAAAAUAUGGCAAACAGUAAUCCACUUAGGAAGGAAAAUGUGUUCAUUUUGGCUGCACACACAGAGAGGCAGAUAUUUAUAACAGUUGUUGGCUUUGCAUGGGAAGGCUUCAUCCGCAGAUUUUGACUUACAUAUCUUUUACAUCUAGCAGAAGCUUGCAACAUUUUCUUCCAGGCUGUAUGGGAGCACUACAUGCAAUUUCCUUUAUCUGGGAAGCUGAGUUUGCUGCUCAUCAGGCUAAGAACUGUUUCCUAUCAUAAUCCUCUCACUCUUCAUGCAUAAUCCUCAACUCGGCUUUAAUGCUUCUUGAUUUAUGGGAUGUUUUCAGAUCCUGUUGACAGGCUGUGUUUUUCAUGCCAGAAGAAUUAAUCCCACAAUAGUUGGAGUUUAAUUCGGGUCAGAUGAGGUCAAGGCCAGUUCAUAUCAACUUUGCUUGCACUCAGUGCAUUUUUGUUCACUUUCAGUGGUUUUCAUAUAUUUAGGGGUUUUUUUUUUCUAUAUUAGAAAUAUUUUUUUUGCAAUCAGAUUUGCUGCCUUUACUCAAAUCAACAGCUCCAGUGACUUUCAAUGGACUGUUCUUGUCCGAGUCAUUAGUUGAACCCUUUUACUGUUAUUUUCUAAUCUAAUUUGCUUACAUAUUAAGAAAAUGUGAGUACAAAAUACACUUUCAAUAGAAGAUACAAGUAGAAGUAGCCACUCAUACAAAUGGUUAAUUAAUUGGUCCUUGCUGCCUUUUUUUUUCCAUGCCCCAUUUUUGAAGAGCUGCAUUUUGAAGAAAAGAUAGCAAACAAUACGGCACAAUUUCUCAGUCAAAUGUCUUUGGUAGCACAGACUCCAUGUACCCUGUGGUAAGGAGUGGGCUUAUGAGCACACUGAGCCCCACAUAGCUGUGUUUUUCUGCUGAGGCUGCUCACCAUUACUCCAGUUAUUGCUCCAACUCAGAGCAUUCACUGUGUUCUCUGAAGCAGCCACCAAGGAACUGCUCAGCCCCAGGCCAUCCUGGGCCAAUAGUUAUGUGCCCAUCGGUGCUCAGAGACUUUCCCCCAAGAGAAUCCCUGUGGUCACCUCUUAGCAUGGACUUGAUUGUUACAAUGUGGCUGGCUUUAGGAGAGAGCAUGUACUUGCCUUUAAAUGACAAAAUAGGUGACCCCUGAGUCCUGCCGUCACCCUUAGCCCUGGCUGUCACCCACCCCAGAAGGAACACAAUUUGUUUCGUCACAAGUAUCAUGAAGAACUUGAUUGGUGCCUUUCUGUUGAUCACUUGCCUGAUCUCCAGCUGUGGAAGCCUGUCAGGAUUUGCUAGACUAGUAGCAAUGGAUUCUGUCAGCUGCUCCAAUGCCAUCUGCAGGUACUGCGGGAUUUCUCCUCAGAUCAGGAAAGUGAAACUCCAGCUAGAUUAGCUUCUGUUUUCUUUGACGGUGCCUAUGAUAUUUAUCUUCAGAUAAGUUUGGGGGUUUGGGAGCCCUUUCUGAUACUUAAUGUUGAGAAAUUUUAGAAGUAACAUAUAUUUCUUGCCUUAAAUGGAGCUUAGUUUUAUUGCACAUGUGGCAUUUGAGUUUCAAAUAUGGAACUUUGAAGCAUGUUUAUUUUACUAAGAUCGGGAUAUUUUUCUUAAUCAUGAUGAACUCUUUGUAUGGAUAUAAUAUGUCAAGAAACUUCAAAGAAAUGCAAGAAUUAAUUCUGUUGUAAUAUUUCCAAAUACUAAGCAACUCUGUAGAUGAUUGUCCUUUCCUGUACAUUGCUCUUAUAUUGAGUUAUUUCAGCUAAAAUACCUAUAGCUUCCAUGUAAAUCUUACUGGUUUUUAGUUUUUGUGCUGGUAUCAUCUGUGUUGUCUGAUGAGCACACUGAGCCUUAAUUUCUGGUGGUGCAACAGGAUGAGUGGAUUAGAAGGUUUGGCCUUCUCUCCAUAGGGUUUCUUCCAGCUAUACUAUUUUAAUGAGGUUAUUUAGAAUACUCUUGUGUGAAGGCUUUUUGCUGUAUAGGGUUGCUGCUGAUUGGAUGAAUGUGGAAUGGUGACAACAAAUGCUUAAUUUCAUCUUCUUAGGACCUGUUCUACAAAAGUGCAUGUGACUUAGGUCUGGUGCAGUUAAGUUUAUGCACCACUUUAACAACCUGAAUAGUCUUAGGCAUAUCACACUGUGAGUCAAAGAUACUCUGUGUGUUUUGGAUGGGACCAAAGGAGACUGUCCCUCUUUAUAGUUCCAUGAAAGACACUGACUUAUUUUACUCUGCUGUGAAAGUCCAGGAAUAUGCAGGCUUCUUUAGCUAUAGCAAUAUUCAGGUUCAAGUUUGAAAAAGUAAGAAGUCAUUCUGUACAAAUCCAGAAGGAUUAUGCCUGGAGGAAGAGGUUUGCUUAGAAACAGAGGCUUCUGAAUCAGUGAGAGUUGACACAGCAAUGGGAAUGGAUUCAAAGGAGCUGUGUAUUGGAGGUGGACUUGACAAACCAGAACGGCCUAUAGGAUCCUCACAAACAGCAAGAUCAUAUAGAGCCCUUGGCCUUAAUCCUUUAUAGUAUGGCAUGGUGGCAUGAGUGUCAGGUAAGAACAAAGCAUAUGCAGAGGUUCAAGUGUGGUCAGAAGCCAGGCAUAGUCCUUCCUGGCACGUGGCAGGAUACCCAAACCCCUUGUUUGCCUGUUCCUUUUGUCCAAAUAAGAGAGCUCCAUGGAGCUCCAAAGGAAGAGAUCACUGAAGACUUUAGGUAAAGAGGUUAAUAGGAUCAAGCCCAAGUGUAGAUACAAACACAUAUGUAUAUACUGUAAAUCUAAAUAAUAAUAAAAGUCACUCAGCAUGAAGGAUAUUACUAGUGCCUACCAUUGAUCAUCAAGUACUCAUCACUGAGCAGCCAUAUCACCUCAGAAGUGCAGUAGCUGUUGUCAAAAUAAUUUCUGUAGUUAAUUAAUUUAUAUGAAAUGCACCUUUGGGACUGUGCCAUAGUAUCUCUUUUGUAAUACAAACGUUCAACCAUUUUUUAUGGCUACUGAUUCAAAUCUGAAAUGUCAGGAUAUCUUUUCUUCCCCAGAUGAAGACAUACACUUAGAUCUGGCUAAUCUGUACUUAGUUUAUCUACCCUAGAGAGUUUAGUAGUCACCAGCCUUAACACAUGUACAGUAUGUGCUAUUCACUGACUUAAGUUGUAGGUUUUAAUCCAAAUGAAAUUGGAAUUUGCAAAAUUACUUGGAUUAAUGGCAUCUGCCUAGAUAUCCCACAGAUGUGACAUUAAAUGAUUCAUGAUUUUAAGUGGAAGGUUUGAAUUUUAUGUAAAUAACAAGGAUGAAUUCCUUGAUCUUUUUACAAGAUGAUUUUUUUUAAAUGAAAAGAUUGUCAAAGCAAUAGGUUUUUUAUCUCUCCUAAAUUUUUGGCAGGUCGUGGGUUCAUGGUAAAAGCUAUAUUAAGAACAUCUCCUGCAAUAUGCCUUGUCUUUACAUAAUCCUCUUAAUGCUUAAUAUGUCAGAAAGAAAUAUUUCUUGUUCACAGCGAUGGAAACAUUUCCCUCCCCCAUUCAAACUAAAGAAUAAAAUCUCCUGGCACAAUAAAAAUAGACAAUGCCUGAACUAUACAGACUUCUUAAGGUAACAGCAGAAGUCUGUCUGGCAAAGAACUAACAUGCCUCUCAUUCUGUUAUCAUUUAGUUAUCAUUUACAAUCACAUAUUUGACCUCACUGUGUUUGAAACUAAAGAAUUUGUCUAGUUUUCAUGUCUUAAAAAUGCCUGGUUGGUCUGAUCAGUGUCAUAAUUAUAACUGUUACAUUAGGUUAUGUGCUGUGUGCCAAGGGCUGGGAAGGCAUGUAACCAUAGAUAAAUUUAUCAGAAUGCAUUCAGAAAAGCACUUGGAUGAUCUUAUGUCUAGUAUGUCUCAAAAAAUGUGGAACUAUGUCUCUCAGCCAAUAUUGUUAGCAUGAAAAUUUAGCUACUUUAGUCUCUCAGAAAGCUGCUGUUUGCCUUCAAAAAGGCCAAGCCUCAAUUUCUAGCAUCACUGACCUCCAUGCUGUAAAUUGCUCUUAAGGUUAAUUAACAAGUUGGGAAAGUCACUUUAGGUCCUGUUUGUGCUAACCUGACUAAAGCUAUAGAGAGGAAAAGUACUGAGAUUUAGAGCAUCCACUGGUCUUUCAAAACACUAUGGUUUUCCUCAGUGAGAUGGGUGAGAUUCAGCUGGGGCUAUUUCUUCAAGUAAUUUCUCUGUCUCCACUUGCUGUCUAGCCCUGUUGCUCUUGGUAGCCCACAAGUAUGCCUGAGUUCCAGGGGUGUUUGCUACAUUGGCAGCCCAAGCUGCCUUUCCAGAGGGGUGCUGGAACACAGAGCAAGUAACUCACAGGUUGCAUAAAGUGCCUGGCUUUUGCCCCCAAAACCAGCAACACUUCACUCCUUCACUUUUGCAAUUUGUGUAGCUUGAGUUUCACACACUGCAGCUUGAAGUCCAGCCUUAUCCCUACUGCCCUCAAAGAAUUCCAGAAAGUCCAAGGAAAACAACAGAAUUAGGGGAGGGAAGGGAGUUUCCUCUGUCCCAUGGCACUGAGUCGUUUUUGGGAGCAAAUACAGUGAACAGCAUGAAUUAUAAGGCACUGAGGUCUCAUGUUUCUCAUAUGUACUAACACAGGGAUACUUAACAUUUAUCUGCCUCAUAGGGCUUUAUGAGAAUUAAUUAAUGUUUGCAAAUCACUUUGUAUCCUCAGAAGGAAAGUGCUGUUGAAGAGCUAUAGAAAAAACUGCUAAGUACACUGGAUGAAUUUCACCCCUGAGUCCAGAGCUACAAGACCCACAAAAUCCUUAAAUGCUAUGUAAGCGCUCGGUGUAAGCACCAGAGUGUAUAAAACUUGUGCUUAGCACUGAGGGGUGUCACAGCCUAGGUGAAAUUGCCAUUCCCUGAGUAUCUAUGACUUUGAUCCUGGCAGAGAGUAAGCAUCACAACAGUACAUAAUGGGACAAACAGCAUAGAUUAACAAAGUGCUGCGUGGAUCCUAAGAGUUUCAAAUGUUUUCAUGCCUUUUGGUCACUGUAUUUCUGCAAAAGAAAAUUGUACAAAGUAUGUUCCUCUAAACAGCCUUAGAAGUGUUCAAGUAGUUUAUUAAUCCAAAUCCAGCUUCACAUCAAAUCAAUGGAAAUUUUCUUUUAGAAUGGUGCAUUGCAGAGAACUAGUUGCUUAACAAAACAUUUUUUUAAAAAGUCUUGUGACAAAAUAUGUGUGUGAUUUUGAUGCACAUUACCAGUAAACAAAGUGGGAAGUCAGAGAUAAAUUGGCAACACAGUGUUCAGGGAGUGACCUUCCCAAAUCACACCAUUGUUAGCCAUUAUCCCCAGGGCAAACUUCCAGCUCUGUUCUGGAAGAACAUUGCCCCUAGAAUUUAUCAAUAAAGCACUUCACCAAGGACUGAACACCUGUCAAACCAGCAGAAUGUUUCUGAUGUGGUUCAUGUUAUUCAGUCAAUACUAACCAAUCCUUUCUUAGAAGCAGUUAUCCUUUUCUCUUCCACUUGGCAUUCUUACACAUGGAAUUCUCACCCUGUCAACAGACAUGAAAGAAAACAUUUCCUGCAAAAACAAGCUAGACAUAGAUAAUAUUUACCAAAGGACAGACCCUUAUUCUUUUUCUCACUUCCAUUUUGGAACACACCUCUGUUUAAAAAAGCAUAUUUUCCUUUGCAGUUUAGUUUUAUCAUAGAAGGGUUUGGGUUCAAAGGGACCUUGAAGAUCAUCUAGUUCCAACCCCAGUGUAGUGGGCAGGGGCACCUUUCACUAGACCAGGUUGUUCAAAGUCUCAUCCAGUCUGCCCUUAAACACUUCCAGGGAUGGGGCAUCCACAGCUUCUCAGGGCAACUUGUUCCUGUCUCACCACACUCACAGUAAAGAAUUUCUUCCUUAGAUCCAAUCUAAAUUUACCCUCUUUGAGUUGAAAACUGUUUCCCCUUGUCCUGUCACUACAGGCCCUAGUAGAGUCUUUCUCCAUCUUACUUAUAAAUCCCCUUUUUGUACAGAAAGAUUACAGUAAGAUCUCCCCAGCACCUGCUCUUCUCCAGGGUGACCCCCAGCUCUCACAGUGUGU
This is a messenger RNA of Oenanthe melanoleuca, 9377 nucleotides long. Its product is annotated as AF4/FMR2 family member 3-like. Bases 1 to 2526 code for a protein of 841 amino acids. The transcript has 14 exons. The record is from RefSeq and is a predicted model, not a curated record. NCBI's taxonomy places the organism in Eukaryota, Metazoa, Chordata, Aves, Passeriformes, Muscicapidae. Gene Ontology annotation, cellular component: super elongation complex; nucleus. Gene Ontology annotation, biological process: regulation of gene expression.